Messenger RNA from Scylla paramamosain (green mud crab), 1874 nucleotides. RefSeq lists its product as uncharacterized. Bases 832 to 1158 code for a protein of 108 amino acids. The record is from RefSeq and is a predicted model, not a curated record. NCBI's taxonomy places the organism in Eukaryota, Metazoa, Arthropoda, Malacostraca, Decapoda, Portunidae. The transcript is spliced from 3 exons.
UUAAUAAUCAGAUUGGCUCCAUUAUAUUCAGAAUUUUCUGAUAAUUCUCCACUUUUCAUUUUGCAUGAUUAUCUUCAUGACUGUAGCAUCAUUUACAGACAUAUAUUUUCUUUGGUCAUUUAGCAUAUAAUUUACAUAAAAUGAUAUACAAAAUUAGAGCUAGUGUGUGUGUGUGUGUGUGUGUGUGUGUGUGUGUGUGUGUGCAGUUGAUAAAGACAUGCUGUUGCUACAAUGAGACAGAUCAUUUGUUGUGGGGGCUGUUGAACCACACUUAACAAGCUGAGGGAAGUGUAAAAUAUGUGGUCAUUUAUAUAUUUUGGUUGUGUGCAAGUACUGUGAGACAAGUCAUAAAGGUUCACAUGACUGCUGUACUGACAGGUGUGACCCUUUUAUUCAGUGUGGAGCCUGCAGGGGCUGACAGAUGAUAUGGAGUGUUUAAGUCACUAUAACAGCAGUUUUGUUUUGUAUCUGAUGAAAUUUUUAAGGAUGCUAAUGAAGGUCAGUAUUGACUUUUUUUUAAGGAGGCAAGAUAAAAGAUAUUUUGUAGCUUUAUUCAUCCAUAUACAGUAUGUACAGUAUUAGUAACAAGGGGAACCCACCAACCUCCUUGUAAUCUCCUAAAUUUCAUUUUCAUCUUCCUUUUUCCCUUCUCCCUUUAUUGCAUAUUUUCAGAAGUUCUUAUAUCCUUACCCACUGUCUUUUUUCUCUUCACCUCCCCUUCCCUUCUGUUCCAUUCCCUGGUGAUGGCACAGAAUUAUCAACAACAAGCUUUUGACGGCUGAGGAUGAAGCCCGAAUCAACCAGGUACAGGCCAGGUCAUUAGCAGCAGGCAUGGCCGCCGUGCCCCGCCAAGCCCGGGUGUUGAACCUGAGACCAAGCCAGAGUGAGGGCAGUGUCAUUCCUCCUGUCCACUACCCCAACUUCUACUCCCAACACUACCACAGCAAUGAGCGGUCUGGUGUGGUGGCUGAGGAUUCUUUUGAAGAGGACAAUGCUUCUGCUUCAUCUGAGCAGGUGGUGAGCUACAGCUACCUGGCUGCACCUCAAGGCCAAAGCCACUCCAAAGAUGUGGUCUAUGGGUCUGGUGCAGCAGCCAAGCCUCCUUCCUCUGGCCACAGCUUCUCUGCCAGAUCUCCAACUCUUAGCCAGACACUUUGACUGGAAAUUCAGAAAUCUGGUCAUACAGCAGCUCCUGGCCAUGCCUCAGACCAUACUCACCUCAGCACUACACCACCUGUUAUUACUGCCUUUGAGUCUUCAAAAUUAUCUCACAUUUUCCCUUCCCCAUUAGUCCAUUCCUCAUCAUUCUCUGCACCAUCACCUUUUUUCUCCUCAUCCUUCUCACCUUCUGCUCACUCAUCAUCUCCCCCACAACCAUCACUCCCUCCUGCCUCUCCAUUUACUCAUCCUGAAGCCAUAUUUGCCAUGCACCAAACUUCUACCACAGUUCACCCUGCUGAUCCCAGCCAAUUUAUCAUCAAGGACUCCACUUUCCAGGUUAGUAGGUAUUUGUGAUUUCUCUCUCUCUCUCUCUCUCUCUCUCUCUCUCUCUCUCUCUCUCUCUCUCUCUCUCUCUCUCUCUCUCUCUCUCUCUCUCUCUCUCUCUCUCUCUCUCUCUCUCUCUCUCUCUCUCUCUCUCAUUAAAAAUGGUAAUUUAGAUUUGGGUCAAUCUGUGAAAAUACAAAUAAGAAACAAAUGCAAACACACACAAAUGUACAAAUUUGAUUUUGGCUACCUUCUGUUCAUUCAUCUCCCUUUCCCCUUGUUUCUCCACCUUUUUUAUUUUUUGUUUGAGAGAGAGAGAGAGAGAGAGAGAGAGAGAGAGAGAGAGAGAGAGAGAGAGAGAGAGAGAGAGAGAGAGAGAGAGAGAGAGA